Molecule: messenger RNA, 114 nt
Organism: Pyricularia grisea
Lineage: Eukaryota; Fungi; Ascomycota; Sordariomycetes; Magnaporthales; Pyriculariaceae
Exons: 1
Source: RefSeq, a predicted model, not a curated record
CUGGAUAGCCAUCGCGAGGCGAGGCCAGGCCGUGGCCCCGGCGGUCGUUCCAGGGGAUUGGGUCCCCAAAUCGUAGUGACGAGAGCGACCAUUGCCGAGUGCGGUGCUUAUUAG